Messenger RNA from Cladocopium goreaui, 2217 nucleotides. The record is from the annotation of a GenBank genome assembly. NCBI's taxonomy places the organism in Eukaryota, Dinophyceae, Suessiales, Symbiodiniaceae.
AUGUCAAGAGUUCAACUUCGUACUUUCACAGUUUCGAUUCUCACUUUCGCCAUGGCAGACGACUACUAUGUUCAGGCCUAUGAGGACUUUCGCUCGAUGGGCCUGGAGGGUGCAGCAACUCAGAUGCUACUUCAGGGCUUAAGAGCCAGCAAUAGCUCGAAGCUUCGAGAGUUGGCGCAGAGAGAUGGGAUCCAGCUGCCUGAGGUGGGCCAAGAGGGCUACUACCAGAGCUCUAAUGAGGUCCUAUUCCAGGUGCCCGUGGCCAAAGCCGAAGCCCAGGACGGCGAUGAAGCGCUGAAGGCCUUUCUGGAUGCGCAGGAAAGGCAUCAAGACUUUGUCGAAGCCAGCCUGGAGGCAUGGCAGCUGCAGAGAGGCAAAAGCUGGCAAGAGCUGAAGCAACAGGAGGAGCAGCUGCGGCAUGCAGCACGGGAGGCCUUUGACCGCUGCAAAGAGCUCUUGAUGCGCCGGGCGGUCACCAUGCGGCCAGAGCUCUUGAGAGCGCCGAUCACGCCAGAUGCUCUACCUGAAACGCAGAUGGCGCUGAGUCAAGGUGGAGACCCUGAGGGGGCGCUGCGGAAACUGCUGGGUGAUGCGGCAGGUGCAUUUCAAGAUCCUGAUCUUUGGAGCAAGGAGGGCCCUGGCAGGCUAUUGGAGCAGAGCCAACGCAUGGCUGAGUUGGACGCGCUUCCGGCGCGCGCCAAGGAGUUGGCUCAAAAAGGACCAGGUAGCCUAUCUUCCCUCUUGAGCGCCAUUGCGGUGGAAACUUCCGCUGCAGCAAAAGGCUGCAAGGAUGUUCUGGUCCUUGGCGGACAAGGUGUGUCAGCUGUGGCAGCUGUGCGCGCCAUGGAAGCACCUGGAAAAGUAGUGAUUUGGGAACCUUUGGAAGAUGUCGCCCAUGCUGCUUGCGAGGUGCUCAAGAGAAAUCUGGGGCCCGACGAGUUGGCGCGUUGCCGGGUGGUGUCGUCCUGCGAUCCUCCGCCGCAUCUGGGUGGUCUGGUGGUGCUGGAUCGAUGGCAUGGCCUAGGCGUGCUAGGCUGGUCUCCUCUUCUGGCCCUGCGCCGCGUUUUGGCCGCGUCUGCUGCUCCCUCAGGUGUGGUGCCCUCCAGGUUAAGCAUCUCCUUAGCCCUGGCUGACGCUGGCCUUGGAGAGACACAAGGCCUGGAUCUGUCCGCUAUGGAUGCGCGCUUUCGCGGGCUGGCCACGGGCCCCUUGCGGGUUGGAGUUGGGGAGCAGCCACAUGCCACCUCGCUUCAGCCAAAGAUUUUGACCGACUUCGUCCAAGCCUUUGACUACGACCUGGCGUGUCCCAGCCUGGCGCUGGACGGCCCCAAAAGCCUGGCCUUCUCGGCACGGCCGUCGAAGGUCGCGGCCAACGCCUGUGUCUUCGAGUGUCGUUUCGAGCUGCCCAGGUCGAAGGGCCCUGCUUCCUUGCGAUUCGCACAGUGGAUCCCUGGGGGUCUGCAGCUGGCCGGUGCAGAGUCGAAACUCUGUGCUUGGCGCAACGAUAGCAGAGUGUGGCUGGAAUGGGAUGGGGCCAAGAGCCUAUAUCCACCCUUUGGCUUCAUGGCUUUAUCUGAGUGGUACUUCGAGAUGCUCAGAGAUGAUGCGAGGCAUGAGUUGUACGAAAAAGCACUACAAGUGGAAAUCGCAAAGGUGAAGGAGACACGUCCAGAAUGCAAAGUCCUCGAUGUGGGCAGCGGCGACGGCAUCCUAUCUUUGAUGGCUCUCAGAGCUGGGGCCACCUAUGGCCUGGGUGUGGAGUACGUCACGCAGAUCGCGCGCGCCUCAGAGGAGGUCAUCGCAGCGAAUCGCGCCGCGCGGAAGGUGCCGAUCGAGACGCCCCUGGAGAUUUGGUGCACCGAUGUGCGGGGCAUUGGCGAGCGAGAGUCGGAGGCGGAGCGCUUUGAAGUUCUUGUCACCGAACUGAUGGAUGCCUCGGGGCUGGGGGAGAAUUUGAUCCUUCUGACCGAGGGCUCCAAACGUCGCUUGUGCAAAGACACCAGCUCAGUGAUCCCAGCGAAACUCCGCUUGAAGGCGGUGCUCUGCGAGGUGAAGCUUCCUGAGAUCAAUGGUGUGAACAUCGAUGCAUUUUGGCCUUUUUGGCCGCUGGACCGCACUGGGGAUGCACUUUGGCUGGGAGUGGACCUUGACAAGAGGGAAGGAGACUUCAAGGUGUUGACAGACCCUGUGGAACUCCUGUCCCUCCGCUUGGGGGAG